AACCCAACAGGAAAAUUAAAUUAAAUGAAAUGCAUAAGAAAACAAAUAUAGUAAAGAAAUCCUGGGCUUUCUUUGAUUAUCUUUUGGAGCAUAUGACCACAUCAAAAACAUUGUUGUUGUUACUUUACCUUCCACAAGUUCCGAAUCUUGAGGGUAAUAAUAAUACAAGAAAAAGAUUAACAAAUCGUAAUGGGACUUGAAAAACUUACUGCUCCUCUGUUUUGGUUUUGGUUCAGUUUCUAAGAAAGUUACGAACUUUUGGCUUUGAGGCUUUGGGUUGAAUGUUUGUUACACGCUAAACUCAAUUGGGUUCCAAUCAAAGUUUGGUACUUUAUCAAGAUCGCAAAAGUCCUUUUAAUUAGUCUCUUUUUGUUUCAUCAAUGUUUUUUUGGUUAUGUUUGACCUUUUUGAGGUUGAAUGCAUUUUUCUGACACACCCACCUAUUUAACAAAUGCGAAUAUUAAUUACUUUAAAUUUAUUAAAUUUUGGUGACUGUGAGCAUUUUGAUUUAUUUUGGUGCUGAAUUAGAUACAAUAGACAGAAACAGAUAAAUAAAUUAAUUCCUAUUAGAAGUUGGUUUUUUUUAUGCGAAUUUCUUUUUGGGGAUUUGGAUUUUACGGGCCUAGGGUUCUCUUUUCAUACUUUACUCGUCUAUUUUGUGCUUUUUUGUGAUUGUAGAAGCUAAGGACUCGCUUGGGUCGUCGGUAUUUCCUGAUUUUCUCUUCUGGGUUGUUCAAGUUCUUCAAAUUCCUCAUCUGGGUCGGUGAGUUUUUCGGUUUCUGUGGUCUGAGGUGGUGAAUUUUCCCUUGUUCCUUGCCAGGUUCUUCCUGUGAGAUAGGGUUUGGCUUGUUUUGGGUCCUGGAUCUUGUUGCUAGGACCUUCUGUUCUUUGAGUCCAUGCUGGCUUUCUGGCGAAAUUUUGGUUCUGAGAGUGCUUUGUGAGGAGGGAUUUGACCCCUCUUAGUAGAUUUGGUUAUCCCUUCUUGAAUGCUAGCUACAAGUUGAAUCAAGUUGGAAAUUUGAUCAGGUUGGUGUGGUUGGUAUCCAAGUCAGGGUCGAAGUUGAUGCAUGCCCUCAGUGUUAUAAUCUAGGAGAUGUGAUGGUUUUCGGGUUUUAAUUCUUGGGUGAGCAGCUUGAGCUUCUUUGCUUUGCCACCUCUCUGGGCGCCUGCAGGGAAAUAAUGAAUCAUUCUCAGGGAGCUUCAAAGCAAACUUGUAGUCUGCUUGUGGUCACUUGUGGGAAAAUUUCUGAAGAAAAACCUAACGAGGACACCCUAGAUGAGAAGCUCAAAUACCCGUUUCCAGAGUUAGUCUCUUUAGGUCGUUUGGAGGUUCAAACUCUGACCAAGCCAAGCAAAGAGGAGUUCUGUAAAAUGCUUGAAUCAUAUAAGCCAAAUCUUGUAUACUUGCAAGGAGAACAGCUUGAGAAUAAUGAAAUUGGGUCUCCUGUCUGGGAAGAUGUUGAUUUGUCGACUGCUGAAGCUAUAUCUGAGAUCUUCAGUGCCACGUUGCCUACAACUGUUUAUUUGGAGGUUCCAAAUGGUGAAAAUUUGGCAGCGGCACUUCACUCUAAGGGAAUUCCUUAUGUGAUAUAUUGGAAACAUGAAUUUUCUUCUUAUGCUGCUUGCCACUUUCGACAUGCAUUGCUUUCAGUCGUACAGAGUUCAUCAACUCAUACAUGGGAUGCUUUCCAACUUGCAUAUGCUUCCUUUAGGCUUUACUGUGUAGAAAACAGCCAUGCCAUUCCUGCUAACAGACACAAAUCUAGUAGUGCUGAGCUGGGGCCAUGCCUUCUUGGUGAUCGUUUGAAGAUCAACGUUGAUCCCCCUGAGGCAGAUGUGGAGGAAGAUGAAGAAGGUUCCUUGGGUACUCUCCCUGCUAUAAAGAUACAUGAUGAUGAUGUGAUCUUGAGGUUUCUUGUUUGUGGGGAGCCUUCCACAUUGGAUGCAAGUUUAUUAGAACCUUUGGAGGAUGGUCUCAAUGCCCUCUUAAACAUCGAAAUGCGUGGGAGCAAGCUUCAUGGCAAGUUUAGUGCUCCUCCACCGCCUCUUCAGGCUGGGACAUUUUCUCGUGGUGUUGUGACUAUGCGAUGUGAUGUAUCAACGUGUAGUUCUGCGCACAUCUCACUUCUUGUGUCAGGCAGUGCACAAACUUGCUUUGAUGAUCAGCUUUUGGAGAAUCAUAUAAAGAAUGAGGUUAUUGAAGAGAUUCAACUAGUACGUGCACUGCCCAACAACGAGGGAAACAAAGUACCUCUAGCUGAACCACGGAAGUCUGCUUCAAUUGCAUGUGGGGCUACUGUAUUUGAAGUAUGCAUGAAGGUUCCAGCAUGGGCUUCACAGGUUUUGAGGCAGCUCGCACCUGAUGUUUCCUAUCAUAGUUUAGUUGCACUUGGCAUUGCCAGCAUUCAGGGAUUGCCUGUUGCUUCUUUUGAAAAAGAAGAUGCUGAGCGCCUUCUUUUCUUCUGUUCAAGUCUGGGAAAAGAUAAUAAAUCGAAUGACUUCAUUCUCGGCAGCCCUCCUACUUGGUUGAGACCACCUCCUCCUAGUAGGAAGAGAUCUCAACCAUGCCAAGAGACAAGCCGGGGUUCUAAUUACAGCCAGAGGCUUCCAAGUCUAGCUGCUUCUAAAAUAGACGAAGACAACAAAGAAGCUGGAGCCAUGAAUGGGGUUAGCACGCCUUUACUUCCACCUAGGCAAAGAUUGAAAAUAGCUGCAAUGAGGCCCAUUCCUCAUGUUCGUCGUCCUAAAAUGACACCCUUUUCUGGAAUGUCCGAGUUAGAUGGGCACGAUGGAGGCCAAUUUAAGGCUAAUCUACCUCCUGCUCCCCCCACAAAGCUCAAUAUUGUUGGAUUAACUCCAACAACACAACGAAAAUCGUACUCAAGCUCUUCACAUUCUAAGCAGAUUAUUUCCUUGAAUCCUCUGCCUUUAAAGAAACAUGGUUGCGGAAGAAGCCCAAUACAUUCUUGCUUAGAGGAGGAGUUUUUGAAGGAUGUAAUGCAGUUUCUAAUUCUCCGAGGACAUAGUCGACUCAUUCCUCAAGGUGGACUCGCCGAGUUUCCAGAUGCCAUUCUCAAUGGAAAGCGGCUUGACCUCUACAACUUGUAUAAAGAGGUGGUUACAAGGGGAGGCUUUCAUGUUGGCAACGGCAUCAACUGGAAAGGACAGAUCUUCUCAAAGAUGCGCAAUUACACCAUGACCAAUAGAAUGACUGGUGUUGGAAAUACGCUUAAAAGACAUUACGAAACUUACCUCCUAGAAUACGAAUUGGCUCAUGAUGAUGUAGAUGGAGAGUGCUGUUUAUUGUGUCACAGUAGCGCAGCAGGAGAUUGGGUGAACUGUGGAAUAUGUGGUGAGUGGGCCCACUUUGGCUGCGACAGAAGGCAGGGUCUUGGUGCUUUUAAGGAUUAUGCAAAAACAGAUGGACUGGAAUACAUAUGUCCGCAUUGCAGCAUCAGCAAUUUCAAGAAGAAACCACAGAAAAUUGCAAAUGGUUUUUCUCAAGGCUCCACGGUAUCACGGCCACUGUAAUUCAGUUUUGCUCUUAUAACAUCAUAGUUAUAUUCUUUUCCUUCUGGCUCUCUGAUUUUGAGGUUGCUUCCUCCCCAAUCUGGCGCAAGAAAUUGUUAAAUUGUCCGGCUGAUCAAUUGCAUUGAUGGUAAAGUAGGAGACAAAAUAUGGGGGGAGGACAAAGUUAGAAAAAAGUGUAGUAGAGCAUACUAGUUAGUGUAGGCAUUUCAUUUUGGGUGGGAAAUUUCUGUCCUAUUUUUUGCUUUAAUUUCUGUUUUUUGUUUUUGUUUUUUUUCCCUUUGGGGGAGGAGGGGAUUGUGGUUGAUAGUCAAGAAAUCCCAUGAUUCGGAAGUGUCGUUGUAAUAUAAUUCCGCUAUCGAUGUGAACAUAUAUGACUUAUGUAGCGUUUAAUGAAAGAUUAUGAUUAUACUGACUUAUCAA
Messenger RNA from Prunus persica (peach), 3951 nucleotides. RefSeq names its product AT-rich interactive domain-containing protein 4. Gene Ontology annotation, molecular function: DNA binding. The transcript has 16 exons. Lineage: Eukaryota; Viridiplantae; Streptophyta; Magnoliopsida; Rosales; Rosaceae. The record is from RefSeq and is a predicted model, not a curated record. The coding region runs from base 1180 to 3531 and encodes 783 amino acids.